AUGGACUUCCCUGUUGCAAGAGGUGAUGAUGGGAAAUACAUACCCAAGAAAGAAGAGCUCUGGACAGAUGAGGAGAACAAAAUGGCAAAAUUCAAUGCUAGAGCUCUGACUGCCAUUCACUGCAGUGAUGCUAGAAAACAAUUCAAGCUGAUUCAAGGAUGUGAGGCAGCAAAAGAUGCUUGGGAUAUCCUACAGAGGCACUUUAAAGGAACAUUGAAAGUCCAAAGCUCAAGGAAGGACAUGCUUGCGACCCGAUUUGAAGAGUUAAAGAUGGAAGAGCAUGAAUCAAUUGGUGAUUUCAGUUCCAAACUCAGCUCACUGGCACAAGAAGCACUUACCCUUGGGAAAAAAUACAAAGAUAAGAAAUUGGUGAAGAAGUUUCUGAGGUGCUUGCCGGCUAAGUUCAUGGCAUACAAAGCAGCCAUGAGUUUGUCCUUAAACACCGACGAGAUGACGUUUGAUGAAGUAGUUGGUAUGCUUCAAGCUCAUGAGGUGGAAGUGUCUGGUGGAAAGAAAGAAAAAGGGAUUGUUCUUGUCCUAGUUGAGAAAGACCAGACGGAAGAUAAUGAUCCAGUGAUUCUCUUGAAGAAGUUUGUUCCUGGAAGAAAGGCAGCAGAAUCUGACAAGAAUCCCAGGAAGAACAACCUGAAGUGCUACGAAUGCAAAGGAUAUGGACACUUCAGGACUGAAUGUCCAACGGUUAAGAGAAGGGAGUUCCAGUGUCAUGGAUGCAAAGGGUAUGGUUAUACUCAAGCUGAGUGCAAAGCUGAUGGAAGAAGGAAACAAGACAAGUCCAUGAUAGGAAUCAAUGACAGUGACUCAGACAGCGAGAGUGAAGAAGAAGUGAACAACUUUAUGGCUUUUCUUGGAAUAAUGGAAUGUGAAUCAGGCUCAGAAAGUGAUGCAGAACUGGAAAAUGAGCUGGAUGAGAGCUACAAGAAAGUUCGUGAGACAUUGGUGAAACUGGGUAUGGAAAAUCUCUCACUAGCUAAGGAGAAAUCUCAGCUAGAAACUGAAAUUGCGAAACUACGUGAUGAACUACAUAGAGAAGCUAAGCUAGCCAAGGAAAGUGUCAACUUAAUCAAAGAGAAAUUGAUCCUUGUAAAACAAGCUGAAGAACUCCGAGAAGAAGUUAUUGCUGAGAAAAAGAAAGCUUCCGAUCUUCAAGUUGAACUAGAUCAACAGUACAAGAAAAUUAAGAUGCUCACGGGAACCAAACAACUAGACAAGAUUCUGAGCAAUGGCAAAACUGAAUAUUCACACAUGAGACUUGGCUAUACUGGAAGACAAAGUGGUGCAACGGGUACAACACGCUUUGUGUCUGGAGGAUUCACACAUGCUGAAGAAAGUAAGAUACAAAUUGCCUCAGAACAAUUUAUUGGGUGCUUCUACUUUGGGAAGUAUGGUCAUUACAAGAGGUACUGUUACAAGUAUCUUGAGAGAGUCAAGCAAGCUUGGAGACAACGCAAGAUCUGGAGAAUUGGUAAGACCUCUCAAGGAUGGAUGAAGAAUAUUGAUCUAUACCCACAAGCAGCUACUGAUGCAAGAAGUAACUUCCGAUGUAAUAUGACAAUGGUCUCAGAUUAUGUGAAUUCAGAUGAGCCGUGGUACUUUGACAAUGGAUGCUCUAAGCAUAUGACAGUAAACGCUGAGUAUAUAGACAAGGUCUCGAAACUAGAAGGAGGAAAAGUUACCUUUGGAGACGGAGGGUAUGGAGUGAUUCAAGAGAAAGGUACUACAUGCAGUUCUGAGUCGCCCAGACUAGGGAAUCUCUACUUUGUCAAAGGACUAAAAGAAAAUCUGAUAAAUGUGAGUCAGUUAUGUGAUGAAAGACUCACAGUGGUUUUCUCAGUAGUAGAUUGUCGAGCUAUUAAUCAGUAUAUAGUGACUAUACUACAAGGAAUCAGAUUUGGCAACAACUGCUACAUGUGGGAGAAGAAGAUCAAGUGCAUGUCAGCGCAAGGGAACGCUGAGCUAUGGCACCGAAGGUUGGGCCACAUGAACGUCAGGAACAUGACCAACUUGGUUCACAACGACAUGGUCAGAGUACCCAAACUCAAGAUUGAUGAUAAAUUGGUAUGUGGGGCAUGUAAUCAAGGAAAACAAGUGAAGAUGCAACACAAGAAAGUUACUGAUGUACAAGCAUCAGUACCAUUGGACCUAGUUCACAUGGAUCUCAUGGGUCCAAUUUAG
This is a messenger RNA of Raphanus sativus (radish), 2193 nucleotides long. RefSeq lists its product as uncharacterized. The transcript has 2 exons. The record is from RefSeq and is a predicted model, not a curated record. Gene Ontology annotation, molecular function: nucleic acid binding; zinc ion binding. Bases 1 to 2193 code for a protein of 730 amino acids. Lineage: Eukaryota; Viridiplantae; Streptophyta; Magnoliopsida; Brassicales; Brassicaceae.